Anastrepha obliqua is the source of this 1377-nucleotide messenger RNA. RefSeq names its product BSD domain-containing protein 1-like. The transcript is spliced from 4 exons. The coding region runs from base 204 to 1121 and encodes 305 amino acids. NCBI's taxonomy places the organism in Eukaryota, Metazoa, Arthropoda, Insecta, Diptera, Tephritidae. The record is from RefSeq and is a predicted model, not a curated record.
GUCGCAUAUAGUUAUGCGUUUUCAACUUAAACCGGUUAUAUCAACUCAAGUCGGCUGCCGAAUCUGUAGCUGCGUUUCUUUUUUGGAGGUUGGAAGCAAAAGACUACAGCUAAUGAAUAAACACAGAUAAAAUAUUUUGCAAGUUUCAUGUUAACGACAUACACCUUGCCAUGUUAAAGAUAUAUUAAACAAAACCAAAAUAAAUGGAUCAAGCAUAUGAAAGAAACAAGCGUAAUAGAUGGUCCCACGAGGAGACGAUGGGAUUUUUGAAAUGCUACCUUCCAAGGAGAGAUGAAUUCGAGCAUGUAAAAAAAAAACGAAAAGCCUACGCGAAUGUCUUGGAAGACAUGAUUGCAAAGGGUCUGACUGACUCAAAAAGGACACCGUUGUGCUUGGAGUCGAAAAUGCGCACUCUUCUCCAUGGAUACAAGACAGCACGGGAAAACAAUCGCACCAGUGGUGCCACCUCAUCUUUUGCUCCAUAUAUGGAAUUAAUGGAUAAAAUUUUUGGAGGCUGUCCAAUGGUUUCAACAGAUCACACAGUUCACGUAGGCUAUAGGUCGUUUGAAAUGGUAAUGGUACCGUCGCCACAGGCAUCACCCGCUGACUCGCGCCCACCCUCACCUUUCACAGUAACGAAAAUAGAAGCCCCCUCACCUCCAAUAUUGUCAGAAUCGAAUAUGGAGGAUUCGAUGCCAUCGCCGACACCACCGCCCUCAUCGCCAUUAUUGACAGUACUGAGUGCUUCGCACUCGGCACACACGCCAGUUGUGCCCAGAAAACAUUCGCGAAUAGAGGUAUCAUCACCACCAUUGUUAAUAUCGAAAAUAGAGGGCUCGUUGCCACCACAGACACCACCGCCUUCAUCGCCACUAAUGACUGGCCUAGCUCCUUCAAGCUCUGCAUACGCACAAGCGGUAAGCCGAAAGCGUACAGCUCGAGAAAUUUAUUAUGAGGAAAAGUUGAAGAUAAGAAAAUUGGAGGCUGAAGAAAAGAAAAAAGCUAGGAGCGAAGCGCUCCAAGAGUUUAAGGACUUGUUGGCGGAGAAGUGGGAGAGAGAUUUUGAGUUGGAGAGAAGAAAAGUUGAAUUACUAGAAAAACUUGCAUUAUUUAUUUCUUAGAAUGUUCGAAUAUUUGUGGCCUGAAAAAAUGAAAAGUAAAGUAGUAGUAGCAUGAAGUAAUUAAAAGAAAGUACUAAAACGAAACGCGCUUUUCUUAGCGAGCAGCAGUUCAAAACGCCUCAAAUGUAUUAUCGCUUCAAAUAGCGACCACAAAAAUAAAAUGAAAGAAUCGUGGCUAAUUAAAGGCAAGACAAAAUGGACCUACAUGUUAUGUACCGUAUUACUAUGUAUAAAUAUAUGUAUGUGUGUAACUCUA